UUAUCUUAAACACCACUACAUUCCAAUCCAUCUCUCUAAAAUCUCUCACCAGAAAAAUAAACCAAGAUUCAAGACCAUGCCUGCUGAUAAUCCAACACUUAUUCAUGAAACCCAUGAUUUUUGGAUCCCAAAAACCUCCCAAUUCUACAUAAACCACCGUCAUCACUAUAGCAACGAUGAUCUUCAAUUCUGUUCAGAAACUGCCGCCGAAGAUCCGCCGGGAUCGCCGACUCUAUGGAGUCCGAUCAGAGAAAAUACCCAAUCCCUGUCACCAAAUUCCAGGACUCAAGCUAUAGUCAAAGGACAGAGGGAGUUAAUGGAAAUGAUCAAGAACUUGCCGGAAUCUUCAUACGAGCUAUCUUUGAAAGAUCUAGUGCAGGAUCUUCCCGGAUUAUCGGAAACCCGGAAGGAGGACGAUGAUCGCCGUUUGACCGGCGUGAGAAACCAGGAAAAAGUUGUGGUAAAGAGGCAAGAAAGCAAGAAAUUGUUGAGGACAGUAAGUUUGGAUAAUAAUGGGAGUAAUGGGAUGCUUUUGAAAAUGGUAUUCCCUGUUUCUUUCAGAGGAACAAGCCGGAGCCGGAGAAAGAAGACGACGACGGCGCCGUCGACGGCAAUGGUUCCCCGGCCGGAUUGUUUGGAUAAGUCUUCUAAAGGGGAGAGAGAUAAUUGGUGGAAGACGAGAUCUUCUUCUUCUUCAACUUCACAUGGUAGUAGAAGCAGUGGAAGUGGAAGUGAUAGUAACAAUAGCAGUCGAAAUAAUAAUGAGAGAAAGAUGAGCAGUUUCUUGCCAUAUUGUUGUUCAUCAUCCUUCAUUUUGGCCAUGGCAACUCAAAGAGAGAGGAAAUAAGGAAAACAAGGCUUAUUUCUUUCUUAAUUAUUAAUUUUCAGUUUGUAAUAUUGACCACAUUUGUAUUUUUAUUUUUACAAAAAAAAAUAUAAUAUAUAGUAAGUAGUUGUAAUAAGACUAUGUAUGGAUAAUUAUUAGAGAGAUGUACACUUGUAAUAUUUUGUAGUGAAUUUGUGAGAUCAAUGGUGUUUU
Messenger RNA from Impatiens glandulifera, 1039 nucleotides. RefSeq lists its product as uncharacterized. Lineage: Eukaryota; Viridiplantae; Streptophyta; Magnoliopsida; Ericales; Balsaminaceae. The coding region runs from base 77 to 847 and encodes 256 amino acids. The transcript has 2 exons. The record is from RefSeq and is a predicted model, not a curated record.